Messenger RNA from Xiphophorus maculatus (southern platyfish), 3151 nucleotides. It is a transcript of the gene cog1, whose product is annotated as component of oligomeric golgi complex 1. NCBI's taxonomy places the organism in Eukaryota, Metazoa, Chordata, Actinopteri, Cyprinodontiformes, Poeciliidae. Gene Ontology annotation, biological process: intra-Golgi vesicle-mediated transport. Bases 84 to 2921 code for a protein of 945 amino acids. Gene Ontology annotation, cellular component: COG complex; Golgi apparatus. The transcript is spliced from 16 exons. The record is from RefSeq and is a predicted model, not a curated record.
AUUUGCUACGUGGAAGCAGGAAGUAGCUCUCCACCGUUUUCCGGGUUGGCUUUCCGUCACCAGCUGAACUUGUCGGGGGGCGAAUGAUGGCCGGGGACCCCGUGCUGGCCCUGCGGGUCUCGGAGAUCAAGGACCCGGCGGCUCUGUUCGAGCGCUACAGCACCGAGGAGAUCCGCCGGGUCGAACGCAAGGUCCGCGGGGAGAUCGAGCAGAAAAAGGAGGAGCUGAGGCAGAUGGUCGGGGAGCGGUACCGGGACCUGAUCGACGCCGCCGACACUAUCGGAGAGAUGCGGGAGUGCUCGGAAAGCGUGGUGGAAUCCAUCCAGGACAUGCAGCGGUACUGCCGCACGCUGAAGCAGGGCAGGAACGGCGCGGGAGGCAGCAGACUGGAGAACCACAACCAGAACCAGAGGCAGUGGCAGGAGAAGUUCUACACCAUGGCCUCCCAGAUCAAGCUCCUCCUGGAGAUCCCAGAGCGCAUCUGGAGCUCCAUGGAGGCGGCCCAGUACCUGCAGGCCACCCAGCUCUACCUGCUCUGCUGCCACCUGCACAGCCUGCUGCAGCUGGAGGCCGCACCAGGCGGGCUCUACAGCCCCGUGCUGGCCCGCUUCCCCAUCCUGGUCCGCCAGGUCGCCACCACCGGACACUUCAGGUCGACCAUCCUCCUGGACAGCAGGUCUCUGCUGCGCGGCCGUGCCGUGUCGGACCAGGCUAUCGCCGAGGCCCUGGUCUCCACCAUGCUGCUGGAAGACAGCUCACCACGCCAGGCUCUGGCUGACUUCCUGUUGGCCAGGAAGGCCUCCAUCCACCAGCUGCUGAACCAACCGCAACACGGCGCAGGGAUCAAGGCCCAGGUGUGCAGCCUGGUGGAGCUGCUGAUCACCACGCUCUUCCAGGCCUACGCCGUCUUCUACAUGCCUGCUGAGGGGGCUCCCAGGCCAGCAGAGGGCGCCCUCAGCUGUGGCAUGCUCUUCUCCACCUUGGAGAAUGUAACCUCCUGCACUCCCACAGGUAAAGGCAGAAAGGUGUUGCAGCAGGUGUGGAGUACAGGCAGCUGGUUCAGGUAUCUGCCUCCAUCCAUCAUGGAGUUUCAGCCCACCCUCCGGACCCUGGCUAAGCCCAUCCAGGCGGAGCAGCUCCGGGACACGCUGCAGCAGUGGAUCAAUACCUGCAAGCAGGACAUCUGUCAGGGCGUUGGCACCCUCCUGGUCUACGUGAAGAGCCUCAAGGCUCUGGCAGCCAUUAGAGACGCUGUGUGGGACCUUCUGAUCACAGACUCCAUCAGUCAGCACUGGGGUAACGUAUGUCAGCAGAUGCUGGGGCGCCCCCUGGCUGUGUGGGAGGACUUCUUGCAGCAGCUCUUCCUUCACCGCCUUCAGACCAUCACCAAAGAGGAAACGGAGGCCAUCGCAACAAGCUCGGUGCAGCUGCUGACCUCGGCUGUGAGGGACCUGGAGGGCCGACCGGUCCAGGCCGCCGCCGGCAGCAACCCGCUCUCCGGUCGCAGUGCUCAGUACGAGGCGGACGUGGCGUCCUUCCUGUGGUCAGAGUCUCCGGGGGACCUGCUGAGCGACGCAGCCUGGGUCAGUGUGGCCCAGAGGGGCCAGCAGCAGCAGCAGAGGAGCGGGCUGGCCAUGAAGACGCAGGCCCUGACGCCCUGCGUUCAGAACUUCUGCUCCUCUUUGGACGCAAAGCUGAGAGCCAGACUGGACGACCUCCAGCACUACCUCCCAUCACAGGACACAGGAUCCGACUCCAUCCCGGCCGCGCCGCCUUCCUGCGGACCCCCGGACUCCUCUUCGUUUAACCGCUACACGGACUCGGCGGCGGUGGAGGAAGCUCUGCGCGAAGCCUGCGUGGCCUGCGUUCGCCACAUCCUGUCGUCGGUCCGCACCGAGCUGGGCUCUGCCCCGACCUGCCUCAGCUCCGUCCUGUUCAUGGCCAGGCUGUGCCAGUCCGUGGGCGAGCUCUGCCCCAGCCUGAAGCACUGCCUCCUGGGCAGACGGAGCACCGGGGAAGCCUCGGCCAAGGGAACCCCCAGGCAGGGAAAGAAGCUGGGCAAAUCCAAGGCCGCCCCAGAGGUCAGUCCAGCGCAGGCCAAGUGGGCUGAGCUGAAGGAGGAGCUUCUUGGCUGCAGCAUGGACGCUUACCGCAUCUGGAGCUCCGCCCUCUCCAAAGAGCUGAUGGAGACGUUUGGCGCGGCGUUGCUGGCGGAGUCUGCUGGUGCGGUUCUGAGCUCCGCAACAGGCUGGGAGGAUCUGGAGAUCCAGGAAGAGUCUGAAUCAGGGAACAGCGUCACGUCCAAGAUCCGCCUUCCAGUUCAGGCGUCCUGGUUUGUGCAGUCUCUGCUGUUCCAGCUGUGCGUGGAGGUGAACAGGGUCGGGGGUCAUGCUCUUCCCCGGCCCACCCUGCAGGAGCUGCUUCAGUCCUGUCUUGGUCAAGUUCUGCAUCGCUACGACGUCCUGGCAGAGCAGCGACGGGACGCGGAGGGUGUCCUCCCCAUAACUCAGAACCGAGCCUUGCAGUUGUUGUUCGACCUGCGUUACCUUAACUCCACACUGGGCAGCAGAGUGGAGGAGGGCAAGACCUCCAGAUCCCAGCAGGACCCGAGAUUCCAUAAGAUAUGUGAUUGGCUGGAAAGCUUCAUUGACCCCUUUGACCUGGAUGUGUUUACACCUCCGCUGAACGCCAAUCUCAACCGUCUGUCCCAGAGGACCUCAGUGCUGCUCGGCCUCCUGACUGGUUCGGAGAAGCAGUUUACGCCGCGGAGCAGCACUGUCAACUCCCAGGAGCCUUACAACAUCCUGCCACUGGCCAGCAGUCAGAUCAGGUUCGGGUUAUUACCUCUCAGCAUGUCAAACGCUCGCAAACCCACGUCCUCCUCCAGGGGAUCAGACAAGUCUCAGAACCUGAGAUUCUGAGAUUCUGAAGCCUUCAGGCUCCUCAGUCCUCCGCAGCAGGAAGUGACGACGUUUUCCGGCCGGGCAGUCUCUUCAGGCAGCUGGCCGAUCAGGACGAGGACUCGACGGCGCCCUCUCUGUUCAAGCUCAGCUGGCUGUCUGGCAUGGCCAAGUAGCCCUGUGCUGGUUUGUCUGUUUGCCUCGUAGAUUUUGUAAAAACACUGUAUAGUAAACAAAGCGUUGUGUUCUGA